AUGCGCUGCAAAGUGAUUCCCCGUCCUCUCACCCACAUCCACAAACUACUCCCACACUUCCAGGUGGCGACUUUGCCCUCGACUACGCACAGACUGGCAUCCUCACUGACAAAGUCUGCUGUCGCAACCACACGGACGGCGGGUCUGAUCGGUGGCUUCUCGUGGCAGACUACGGCCAUAUACUACGAGGAAAUCAACAACCAUGUCAAUGCUAAACGAGGCGGUAUACACUCGGCCAAUCUCCUCAUCAGAUCCAUUGAUUACGAGGACCUCGCCUCACUGAUCGGCGCAAAAGAUUAUGUCGGCAUGACCAGACUACUUUGCCAGUGUGGUAUGGAGCUCAGAGCAGCCAAUGCACAGGCCUUGGUCCUCUGUGCCAACGUUGUGCACAAAGCCGCAGAGCAGCUGGAGGAGACGACCGGCCUGCCCGUGUUACAUAUUGUUGACUUCACGGCCCGGCAGAUUGUGGAUCAGGGCUUCAAAAAGGUCGGACUGCUCGCGACACGAGCGGUCAUGGAAGAGGACUUUUACAUCCGUCGGCUUCAGAGGUUCGGUUUGGAGGCGGUCGUGCCCAACAGCGAGUUCCGGGCCGAUGCCGACCGCAUGAUAUUUCAAGACAUGAGUAAACCCGAGAUUCCAGAACCCGUCAAGGCGAGAUGGCGCUCGGCGUACCAAGAUCUGCUGAGGGAUCACCAAGUCGACUGUAUCAUUCUGGGAUGCACUGAGCUCCGGCUCGUGUUCGGACCUGAGGACCUGACAGCACCCACGUUUGAGACGACCACCCUGCACGCAAGAGGGAUUGCUGAGUGGGUAUUAGGCCACGAGGGGUCGAUUUAG
Molecule: messenger RNA, 837 nt
Organism: Fonsecaea nubica
Lineage: Eukaryota; Fungi; Ascomycota; Eurotiomycetes; Chaetothyriales; Herpotrichiellaceae
Exons: 1
Coding region: 1-837 (278 amino acids)
Molecular function (GO): amino-acid racemase activity
Source: RefSeq, a predicted model, not a curated record